AUGUCGACAUCUCGGAAACCGGGAUUUCUCUACACAGGGGAGAAGAUCUCCGUGGUCAACAAUGCACCGACAAUGACAUAUUUUGUUCGCGGCGACCCAGCUAAACCGAUGAUUGUGGUCAUCCCCGGCGCCGCACACCCCGCUCGAAUAUUUUACGGAGGACACGAGAAUAGUGACCCUGUCGAUUUCAUUGGACACUGGUUUACAAGGUUUGGAUACAGCUUUUUGGCCAUAUCGUACCCUUUUGAAAGCGAGCCUGCGCUUCUGCCGGCUGAUCGGCCAGAUUUUACAGUGCAAGAAUGGGGAAACCAAGCUGCUGAAGUUACCAUGCAGAUCAUCAAGCAGGAAAACUUACCUCGACGGGCCAUAUUGUUGAUGUGGAGCAUGGCAGGGAAGAUCUUACAACCGUACUUCCAAGCUGCACACAACUAUGCUUUCGACGUCGACUUUGCUGUCAGUCUGGUGGCGACACCAGCAAUUCGAGGAUUGAGAGAAAGACCCCCAGGAACGACCUCGAGCAAGACUGGAUAUUGUAUCGCCAGCCCACAAAUCAAGCAGUCUUUUCUCCUUCAUCUUCAGGAGCAAAGCGCCAUCAACGGCGGCAAAUGCAUCAUCCCGGACGAUACCUAUGUCCGAGAAUACGUGGCAAAUCUCCCUGUUGGACUGACGGGCUGGGGAUAUCGAUGGUCCGAACAAGACCGACAGCUGAUCGAUGACAAAAACGUGGCCUUCGAAGUUGCAGACCAGACGUCGAUGGGCGAUCUUCCUUAUCUAUGCUCAAUAUAUGGCGACAGCCCUGCGGAUCUGAGACAUUCAAUAGCCGAUAAAUACACAUGGGGAUUCAUGAUGAUGUACCAGCUCAUGGGGACUUUGACCCCAGCCGAGAAAAUGUUUCUGAUUGAGAAUCCGGAAAAGGGGAAAAGGGUCACCCGGAUCAUCCAAGGAGCGCCGGAUAGACUUUCUGCUCUCGUGCAGGGUGGUCAUCAUUUCUUCAUUGGAGAGAAGGGAGCGAAACGGACGGCAGAACUGGUGGUGCGGUUUGAGAAGGAUCUUGCGCACUUGAAAAGCGAGUUGCGGGCAGUAUUUCAAUAG
Messenger RNA from Rhinocladiella mackenziei CBS 650.93, 1092 nucleotides. RefSeq lists its product as uncharacterized. The transcript has a single exon. NCBI's taxonomy places the organism in Eukaryota, Fungi, Ascomycota, Eurotiomycetes, Chaetothyriales, Herpotrichiellaceae. The record is from RefSeq and is a predicted model, not a curated record. Bases 1 to 1092 code for a protein of 363 amino acids.